AUGUCAGUUUGCAAGGUUUGCGAGGAAGCGCUGGUGUUGCGCCUGGAUGCAGACGACGAUGAGAUUGAGGCGGCUGGUGCUGCCGGUUCCAGUUCCGCCUCAAAUUCAACAGUUCCCGAUGAUCUUGAAUUGUCCUGCGGCUGUCAUUUCCAUUGGCAAUGUUUGUUGGACCAAUCUUCUGAAAUGGCCCUGUCUCUCAAGUGUCCCAGCUGCAACGACCACCUCCCUGUCAACAAUGCUGGACCUUCUGUGACCAACCCAUUUCUGUCUACACCAGCAGGCGCAGCAAUCCUCACAACCUAUACAAAUGAGGGCGGCGUCCAAGAAAAUCUUGACAUUUUGCCUUCGAUUACAGAAGAAGCAUAUCUUGAGAGCCACCCCGAAGCACGCCCGGCUCGUGCCCUGCAUGUCAUGUGUGCAGAGGGCGACGUCGGUGGAAUUGUUGAGCUCCUUCGCGAUGCUAGCGAUGACAUUGAAGAUAUGGCAUCCUUUGUUACAUACCAGGAUCCUCUCGCAGACAUGAAGAGUGGGCUUCACCUGGCCAUUGAAAAUAAGCAAGAGGAGUCGCUCUGGCUUCUCCUUUGGCUGUGUUCAACAAUUCCGGAAUCUUCCUUCCCUGAAAACGCUCGCUCUGUAGCUGAAGCUCUAGGCGUUGGUCGAUUGUCAGUAAAUAGCGAACAGGAUAUCCGCGGUUUGCGAGACAGUCACGGCAAGACAGCUGCAGACAUCGCUCAACAGCAGCAGGGGCACUGGGACCGAAUCCUCCAGACAGGCAUACUAUCGCAAACGAUGGCGCCAGGGACGACCGACAAAAAGACUGAGAAGUCGUAUUUAAGCUCCGCCGUUGAUUCUAUCAAUCCUUGGGCCGCCAGUCGCAGUACAACUCCAACCCAGAAACUCAAGCCAGAGCCAGACAGCCUUUUGGCCGCUGCUCCUGCAAACCCUGAUGACCACAGCACAACUCAUUUAUAUGGCCAAAGUUUCCGAACAUAUCCUUCAGGAUGCCCUCCUCUAAAGGUUCAGUGGUUUCAUGCCGUGGAUGUUCCCAAGCGUAAACCUAAAUUGAGCCGUUCGGCCAAGCCUGAACAAAUCACAGCCUCACCCAAGAAGUAUAAUGCCUUUUCGCCCUCGGACUCGAAGGCUUUAGAAGCUGAAUACCAAAAACUCCUUGAGCAAACGGAAAACACCCGAAGUCAAGUCUCUGGAAGCACACACCCGGUGACAAGAAAGCGUAAAGCAGAUGCACCGGGCAGAAACCCAGACGAUACUGCAGAGGACACUGCUGGAAAUACAGACUCACAGCCGAUCGGUACCCGAGUCGCGGUCAACGAAGACUUUCUGUUUGACGUUGAUAUUGAAUCUCGCGAACUAGCCCCUGUCUACUGGCUUGGCCCUGUUUACGAUGUUCGACGCGGAACAUGGUUCUAUCAAGAAGGCUCAAACCUGCGCCCCUGCGAGGAAAAUCUUGCUGCCCAGCUCGAGGAGGGUUAUCUUAAGAUGAAGCCAUGGCUAUAUCCCACAAGGGAUCGUAGUCCAUCAGGCACAAGACGAAACUUGACACCAAAAGCCUCACAGGAGAACCUCGGAUCAACAUCUAAGGGGCCAGUAGAGAACAGCAGUGCCCCACAAGUUGGCGAUAAUUUACCAACGGAAUCACCUUCUCGCGGUCAAAAUCAGCCUCAGUCGUAUCGCUUGUUUGGGACACAUAUGAACAGCAUGGCAACUUACCACGAUACGACCACGGCUUACCUGAAUACAGAAGGUAUGCUAUCGUGGGUGGCUUCCUCUAUGUAUCAAAGAUUUUCAGGUGGGAGUUAUAUGAGCGGAGUCAAACUGGUUCGCGGUUACUCAGAGCCUUCCAAAAACAAAGAGAAAGAUGUCGAGAAAGAAAAAAAUGACGAAAACAAGUCUGGCGUUGGUGAAGAUGCGUUGUCGCUAGACGAGAAACAACAAAAGUUGUUGAAGCGAAGAUCCGCCCCGCCUUCGACCCGAGCUUCACAUGAAGAGCCGGUUCAAGAAGCCACGAACAGUAGCCCUAGCCAAGACCCUCGACAAUCAACUCUUCAGCGACAGCUGUCUUCCCUUCUCGAGGGUGAAGCUAAGACCAAGGCUGAAAAGGAAGAAGAAAUACGGCGACGAGAAGAACAAGAGAUUCAAGAUGACUACAACGCGCAAGUCGGCGAGACCCAAGGACGUGAAAUCGAGCAUUUAGUGCUUGUCACGCAUGGUAUAGGCCAGCUCCUCAGCUUGCGGAUGGAGAGUGUUAACUUUGUUCACGAUGUGAACGUUCUCCGCAAGACAAUCAAAUCUGUCUAUGCCAACUCAGCAGACCUGAAGGCGUUGAAUUCGGAGCUGGGAGCAGGACCAGGGAACUCUAGAGUACAGGUGCUUCCUGUCUGCUGGCGACACUUGCUCGAUUUCCCUCAGAAGCGUGAGAAGAAAGGCGAACGUGACCUUGGAGACCUCGACGGUGAUGAGGACGAGUACCCAUCCCUGGAGGAUAUCACCGUUGAAGGUGUGGCUUUCGCCCGUUCUCUGAUUUCAGACCUUGCCCUGGAUGUUUUGCUAUAUCAGAGUUCAUAUAGAGCUCAGAUCUCGAAGAUCGUUCUCGAUGAAUGCAACAGAAUAUUCAAACUGUUCAGAAAACGGAACCCAGAGUUCAAGGGGAAAGUGCACCUGAUGGGCCAUUCUUUGGGUUCUGCUAUUCUUUUUGACCUGCUUUGUCAACAGAAACGGGACCAGGCUCCGGAGUCAAGACCCUUACUAAGGUUAUGGCCAGCUCAGGAUAUUUCUGAGACGCCCGGUAAAGACCCCGAUCUCAGUCUAGAAUUCAAGGUCGAGGACUUCUUCUGCAUAGGUUCACCAAUUGGCCUCUUUCAGAUGCUCAAGGGGCAGACGAUAGCAGCCAGACACCGCAAACCAGCAGGGAACAUCAAGAGCGCCUCAGGAGCCACUACUCCAGACGACAUUCUGCGCACAGCUCAGCUUCCUUCAGGUACAGAGCAAAUAUCCUCAAUAACUGGACAUCCUACGUCAGUUGCGUCGCCGAAAGUUCAACAGCUCUUCAACAUUUUUCACCCGUCAGACCCGAUUAGCUAUCGACUAGAGCCGUUGAUAUCACCGUCCAUGUCGACACUGAAGCCCCAGCUGCUACCUUACACGAAGAGAGGAAUCUUUGGCAAUGUUGCACCUCAGGGAUUAACAGGAAUCGGGGCCAAAGUCGGCCAGAGCGUCAGUGGAUUAUGGUCAAGCCUAAGUGCCGGCAUCGCCAGUAAUUUACUCAAUCGUUCGCUCGGGUUGAGCAAUGAGGAGGUGGCACGGCUCACAGCUAACGCAAGCCAAGCAGAGGUCGCCGGCACUGAAACCACGGGGACCAAGGGGACGGCAAACCGGGAGGUUUCCAGUGCUGCUGAAAAGCUAGAGGCUACUGAUGCACGAAUGAAAAAGCUCGCAGAUUCUGCAACUGGCAACGCUGGGCUGGACCCGGAGGCAGGAGACCGUAACCCUACCCUAAUCGAUGAAGAGAUCGAGACUUUGUAUUCCAAUUUCCAGAAAAACCGCACACGAUCGACGAAGGACGAAGAGACAUCGACGACAACAGCAGAUGAAGACAAGAAGGCGCGCAAGAUGCGCAACGAGGAGGCCAAAGUUCGAGCUCUCAAUCGUAACGGCAGAGUUGACUAUAGUAUCCAAGAAAGUGUCCUUGACUUCAACCCGAUUAAUACCAUCGCCUCACAUAUGGCGUACUGGGCCGAUGAAGACGUGAACCAUUUUGUUCUGUCGCAACUGUUGUCGAACCGAUCUAGCAACAGAAGCAAUGCUGAGGUCUCAUCAAAGAAAGAUCUGCGUCGCGACCUCGAGCUUCUGGUCAUUCCCGUCAAGCAGCAGCUUGUGGAUAAGCUGCCAAAGCGGUUCAAAGGCAUCAAGUUUGGUAUCCAGUCCAACCAAGACAUUGCCAAUCAAGCUGUCCUUGAGGUUUCCGAUCGCCUACUAUAUGAUAUCGAGAACAACCGCGCUCCAUACCGCCAUGGUCCUCUUGACUCUCGACUGGGCACUUCCAGUAAACAGGGAAGAUGUUCGACCUGUUUAGAAUCUCUCAAAGACUGUAACGGGCAUUUUGGCCAUGUUCGCCUGCCGUUGCCUGCGUUCCACGUUGGUUAUCUUCGUUUCAUCAUGUCGAUUCUUCAAGAAAUCUGCAAGGACUGCGGCCGAGUUUUGCUCGAGGAACCAGAAAGACAGCAGUUUCUUAAAGAACUAAGACGGCCAUUCCUCGACAAUCUGCGACGAACGCAAAUAUGCAAAAGGAUAAACGAACAAUGCCGAAAAAUCAAGACAUGUCCUUAUUGUGGAUCUCUCAAUGGCCAAAUUCGAAAGAUCGGCGUUCUCAAGCUGGCUCACGACAAGUUUGUUGCUUACAACAAGUCGACUUCUGCCAAGAAAACUCCUCCGGAGAGUAAGAUCAAGUUUGACAAGUCUUUCAAUGACGCGAAACGCGAGAAUCCCGAGCUCGACAAGCAUCUUCGUAAGGCCAUGGAGGAUCUGAAUCCACUCAGAGUCCUCAAUCUCUUUAAGAUGAUUAGCCCUACAGAUUGUGAACUUUUGGGGCUUGAUCCUGCCGAGGGACGACCCGAGAUGUUUAUCUGGCAGUUCCUUCCUGCCCCCCCUGUUUGUAUCAGACCAUCUGUCGCCCAAGAUAAUGCCAGCAACGAGGACGACAUCACCACAAAAUUAGCUGAUAUUGUUUGGGUCAGCGGAAUGAUUCGAUCCGCCUUACAAAAAGGCUCACCAGUCCAGACCAUCAUGGAGCAAUGGGAAUAUCUACAGACUCAAAUUGCUAUGUAUGUCAACAGUGACGUUCCUGGGCUUCAGCAACCCGGGUUUGGCAAAACUACAAGGGGUUUCUGUCAGCGUCUGAAAGGCAAGCAGGGUCGCUUCCGUGGCAACCUCUCCGGCAAGCGUGUCGACUUUUCUGGAAGGACAGUCAUCUCACCAGAUCCCAACCUUGGUAUCGAUCAGGUCGCUGUGCCGGAGUUAGUUGCGAAGAAUUUGACCUACCCUGAAAGGGUACAGCGGCAGAACAUCGAAAAGCUGCGUCAAUGUGUCAAAAAUGGACCUGACGUCUGGCCAGGAGCUCAGCGUGUCAUCAAGUCAGACGAAGGUGGCUAUCUACAGUCUCUGAAGUUCGGCAACAGAGAGUAUAUAGCCAGGGACCUCAAGUUUGGGGAUAUCGUUGAGCGACAUCUCGAGGAUAACGAUAUCGUUCUUUUCAAUCGCCAGCCGUCCCUGCACAAACUGAGUAUCAUGAGCCAUCUUGCUAAAGUCCGACCUUGGAGAACCUUCAGGCUAAACGAAUGUGUCUGUGGUCCCUACAAUGCUGAUUUUGACGGAGACGAAAUGAACCUUCAUGUUCCACAAACCGAGGAAGCUCGUGCUGAGGCCAUCAACUUGAUGGGCAUCAAACACAACCUCGCAACUCCCAAGAACGGUGAACCUGUCAUUGCCGCCACGCAAGAUUUCAUCACUGCAGCAUAUCUGCUGAGCGGCAAGGACCGAUUCUUUGACAGAAAGACAUUCACUUAUCUUUGCAUGCACAUGAUGGAUGGCAAGACGCACCUAGACUUACCACCCCCUGCUAUCAUUGCUCCACAAUCGCUUUGGACAGGAAAACAGCUGUUCAGUAUGUUGAUGCGACCCAAUAAGGACUCACCAGUCAAGGUGAACCUGGAUGCCAAAUGUAGAACAUACAAGGCCCGGCCUGGUCAAUGCCCUGAUAUGGACCCUAACGAUGGCUGGCUAGUGGUUCGUAACUCAGAGGUAAUGUGUGGUCGCAUGGAUAAGUCCACCGUGGGAGAUGGUAAAAAAGAUUCGAUCUUCUAUAUCAUUCUACGUGAUUUCGGACCAGAUGAGGCUGUGACGGCCAUGAACAGGCUGGCUAAACUUUGUGCGCGACAACUCACAAAUCAUGGGUUCUCUAUCGGCAUCGGAGAUGUGUUCCCUCCUCAAUCGCUCAUCCAGGAGAAAGAAAGGCUUGCCGCUGCCGCUUACAAGCAGUGUGAUGACUUGAUUGAAACUUUCAAGGCAGGAAAGCUUGAGAAGGCGGCCGGCUGCAAUCAAGAGGAGUCACUGGAGAACUUCAUGUCUGGUAUUCUAAGUAAAGUUAGACAACAGGCAGGAUCUUACUGUGUCGAGACCUUGAGCCGCAACAACGCCCCGCUUGUCAUGGCUAAGUCUGGAUCGAAGGGAUCAGAGCUCAACGUCGCCCAGAUGGUAGCGCUUGUUGGACAACAAAUUAUCGGUGGUGCUCGUGUGGCGGACGGGUUCCAGGAUCGAACGCUUCCUCAUUUCCACAAGAAUGCUCGGCAGCCUCCUUCUAAAGGUUUCGUCAAGAACAGUUUCUACAGUGGUCUUUCACCGACGGAAUUCAUAUUUCACGCCAUGUCAGGUCGUGAAGGUCUAGUCGAUACUGCUGUCAAGACGGCUGAAACCGGUUAUAUGUCUCGGCGACUCAUGAAGUCACUAGAAGAUUUGUCGACCCAAUACGAUGACACGGUCCGAACAUCGGGAGGCGGUAUUGUCCAGUUCCAGUUUGGCGCGGAUAAACUCGACCCUGUUGAUAUGGAAGGCUCAGCGGCACCAGUCCAUUUCGAACGAACCUGGACUCAUGCACAAAGCCUAACGGUCGACAACAGCGAGACUUCUAUGACACCAGACGAAAUCAGAUCUUUCUGCGACUCGAAACUGGAACCCGAACGACGACGUUAUGUCCGAAAGGCGUUGGUUGAUGGCACGGUACUGGACUACGAAGAUACCAGUGAUUAUGGCAUUGAUGAGCAUGAGGGCGCGAGAGGAUUUCUCAGAGCCAUCGAGAGUCACGUUGAAGCUCUGGCAUCCAAAUUGGAAAGAGUAAGAAAGCUCGCUGGUUUCGAGGGCGAUAAAAUGAUUAAACCCACCGCCCAAGAUCAUGCCGACCGAACCGCCAAAGUCACCCUAUCAACUCUUCAACUAUUCAUUAAAUUGUGCUUGGAAAAAUACAAGAAGGCUCACGUUGAACCCGGACACGCUGUCGGAGCAGUUGGCGCUCAAUCUAUCGGCGAACCAGGUACUCAAAUGACGCUUAAGACUUUCCAUUUCGCCGGUGUUGCUGGUAUGAGUAUCACAGGCGGUGUUCCCAGAAUCAAGGAGAUCAUCAAUGCAUCCAAAACUAUUAGUACGCCGGUCAUUACAUGUCCUUUGGAGAACAACGAGCAGAUUGAAGCCGCGAGAGUGGUCAAGGGGCGGAUCGAGAAAACGUACAUCUCCGAUAUCUUGCGUUUUGUUGAGGACGAAUGGCGCACGACAGAAGGAAACGUUGUUUUACAAAUUGACCCAACUGCCCUUUCGGACAUGCAUCUCGGCAUCGGUCCCUAUGAUAUUGCCGAGGCCAUUUGCAAACAGCGGAAGCUCAAGGUGCAGAGAGAUGAUCUGUCAAUUGACGGAGACCGAAUUGUUGUACGAAUUCGCGACGUCAGCGACCCAGCAGUGAAGAAGACAAUUGCCCGAAGCAAAGCUGCUGAAAGCGGAGACAUGCUACUCAGAGCCAAUUUUCUUCGUCGGGCGCUGCCUAAUGUGCCUAUAUCCGGUUAUUCCGAAACUACUCGUGCAAUUAUCCAGACUGCAGAGAACGGAACGCAUGAAGUCCUUGUUGAGGGUUACGGACUUCGAGAAUGUAUGACUACAGAGGGUGUCAUCGGAACUAAGGCGAGCACAAACAACGUUAUGGAAUGCCGAGACGUGCUUGGUAUCGAAGCUGCGAGAACCACUAUCGCCGUCGAGAUUGGCGAAGUCAUGAAGGAUAUGAACAUUGAUCCCCGUCACAUGCAACUUCUUGCCGAUGUCAUGACCUACAAGGGCGAAGUUCUCGGCAUCACGCGUUUCGGUUUGUCCAAGAUGCGCGACAGCGUACUGCAGCUCGCUUCGUUCGAAAAGACUCCAGAUCAUCUCUUUGAAGCUGCAGCUGGCAUGAAGACAGACCAGAUCGAGGGUGUCAGUGAGUGUAUCAUUAUGGGCCAGACCAUGUCAGUCGGCACUGGAGCGUUCCAGGUUGUUCGCCGCUUAGGGAUUCGGGACAGCGAUGUGAAGCAGAAGCCUACGCUGUUUGAGGAUGCCUGGAAAAAGGAGACCGCGCUGAAGCAAAAGUCUCGUCGGAAGCGGCCGUCUGAAAUUCGCCAAAUGCUCCAGGACGACGGCCUGGAGGUUGAUGAUGCUCCGGAAGAUGCUGGAGAUGGCGCCCCUCGAAGCAGCUACAAUUUUGCCCCUGGUUACCAUGGCGUGGUCUAUCGUGCCGAUACUCCAGAUCGAGGUGCUGGGCCUCAACAUGGUGACCGUGAAUCUCAGGAAACUUCGACCAUGACUUCUGUAAAAUCCGGCGACUCUACUGCGUACAAAUUGCAGUCAAUGAAAUGGGGCCUUAUCCCAUCAUGGACCAAGCGAAAUCCCGACUAUGGCUCGAUGCUCAAGACGAUCAAUUGCCGAGACGACUCACUCAGCUCACCGGGAGGCCUAUGGGCCAGCAUGAAAGCUCGCAAAAGGUGUAUAGUUGUCGCGCAGGGGUUCUACGAAUGGCUCAAGAGUGGCAAAGAAAAACUCCCGCAUUAUGUGAAGCGGAAGGAUGGCCGGCUGAUGUGCUUUGCUGGCCUUUGGGACUGUGUACAGUACGAAGGUUCAGAGGAGAAGUUGUACACGUACACAAUCAUCACUACGGACUCGAACCCGCAGUUGAAGUUCCUUCACGCUCGCAUGCCCGUUAUACUGGAGCCACAGUCACCUGACAUCACAAGCUGGCUCAACCCGUCUCAAGACGAGUGGUCUGACCAGCUACAGUCGCUCUUGAGGCCCUUCGAGGGAGCCUUAGAGGUAUAUCCUGUUAGUAAGGAUGUGGGAAAGGUGGGCAAUAACUCUCCUUCUUUUGUCGUUCCCUUAGACAGCAAGGAGAACAAAUCAAACAUCAAGAACUUCUUCAACAUUGCGGGAGGUCAAAAGCCAUCUACGACAAGGGAACAAGAGGAGCAAUAUAGAGGCAUUCUAAAAGAAGAACAGAACCAUGAAAAGCCGGUUCUUGAGAUCAAGAAGGAGCCAGACCAGUCCCAUGAAUCACCUGCAGCAAAGCGCAAAGUCCCUGAAGGAUUCGAUACAGAAGGGAACGACAGUAAUGAUGACACAAAGAAAGCACAGAACAGGGUGAGAUUGGAUUUGGAACACAUGAGAAUGUGA
Molecule: messenger RNA, 9249 nt
Organism: Fusarium coffeatum
Lineage: Eukaryota; Fungi; Ascomycota; Sordariomycetes; Hypocreales; Nectriaceae
Exons: 18
Coding region: 1-9249 (3082 amino acids)
Biological process (GO): DNA damage response; DNA-templated transcription
Molecular function (GO): DNA-directed RNA polymerase activity; single-stranded DNA binding; metal ion binding
Source: RefSeq, a predicted model, not a curated record